AUGUUGUUCAACACCCUCUCUAUCACCGCCGUUGGAGUGCUAUCACUCCAUGUUUCCGGAGCCAUUGCUCAGCCCCACGAGCCUCGAGGCCUGGACGUUCAGCUGAAGUGGCACGAGAAGACCAACUGCGACGACAAGGGUGGCCCCAAGCGCGACUACAGCGACGGCGCCUGCUUGGACUUGGCUGAAUCCACCCGUGGAGUCGAAAUCCUUGACCUCAGUGGUAGUUGCCACCUGAUCUCUUAUGACGACUCAAGCUGCCAAUCUGGUUCUCGGAUCCUUGAUUCCUUGGGCUGCUGGAACCUGAAGGGAAAGAACUCCGUUCAGUUUAAGUGCGACUAA
This is a messenger RNA of Aspergillus campestris IBT 28561, 342 nucleotides long. RefSeq lists its product as uncharacterized. The transcript has 2 exons. The record is from RefSeq and is a predicted model, not a curated record. The coding region runs from base 1 to 342 and encodes 113 amino acids. NCBI's taxonomy places the organism in Eukaryota, Fungi, Ascomycota, Eurotiomycetes, Eurotiales, Aspergillaceae.